Molecule: messenger RNA, 1126 nt
Organism: Vicia villosa (hairy vetch)
Lineage: Eukaryota; Viridiplantae; Streptophyta; Magnoliopsida; Fabales; Fabaceae
Exons: 1
Coding region: 418-759 (113 amino acids)
Source: RefSeq, a predicted model, not a curated record
UUCUAAAGUGAAUUGCUCACUGUAAAAGAACCUUGUCCGAAGAUUGUGUAUUUCUUUACAUUAAUUAAUUUCGCGUGCACUUCCAUAGUAGAAACAGACAGCAUCAGAUUCCAGAUGAAAUUUGAGCAGGAGGAGAAUAUUAUGAUUUACGAGUAGAGAAUCUGAUUCAUAAUCAUAUCCAUGCAAUGUAACAAGUAUAAAAGCUACUGAAAUAGCCUUUCAGAAACAUCCAUGUGAUUUCUAGUCCUUACUACCUUGCUUUGAAAAAGUAGGAUUCCAAUCACCAUAUUAACAUUAUGGUGGUGGUUUUUCCCUAACAGUUCCACCAUAUUCAUUUCUGCGAAAAACAAACAAACAUUAGCUAUCCACAGGGAACGAACCAAGGACCAGGGUCACUCAAAAAUCAUAGCAUAGUGAAUGGAACUUGAAGCUUUCAGAAGAGGAAGCAGAUUUUCGUUAUAUGAGAAACUAGCCACCAUAGGUUUGGUGGUUCUAGCCGUGGCCUCUCCUCUUUAUAUGGAGCGCAAGCCAGAGAGUGACAGUGACUUGGAAGAUGAGGAACAGCUCAUAAACAUUUCUGUUUGGCUGCCUUUGCUACUUCUUUUAUUGAUUUUGUGCAUAGCUUUAUCAGCUUACUUGGACCAGAGCUUUGCUGUGUUUGAUCGUUACUGGAUUCAUAGAGUCUGCGGUUCUUCAGGCGGUAUUUUUGUGACUAUUACUGUUCUUAUUCUUAUUUUGAAGUGGAAAUCAUCUAUGUAAGGUCAUGUGAUACUCAAACAGUGUUGUUGUGAGAUAUUUUAUAAGUGUGUAAGAAUCUCUUUUGUGCCAUAUUUUGUGAAGAAAUUGAUAGCCAUUUUGUAAUCUCAAUGGCGAGAGAAGUAAACAUCUUAUCAAAUUUUGAUAGAAUUUAGCUAAAGUACUAAUGCGACUGUUAAAUAAAAUAGAAAACUCAACUUAGUGAUAAAAAGUACAGCAAUGCUAUACUUACACCUCAAUCUUACACCAAUACUUACACCAAACACUGUUCACCGUAUUUAUACGGUGAACAGUGUUUUUUAAAAUAAAAUAAUAAUAUUUAUAAAAAAUAUUUUUUAUUUUUAAAAUUACGGACGACACUGUUCAUAUA